Messenger RNA from Thelazia callipaeda (thelaziosis nematode), 1548 nucleotides. The record is from the annotation of a GenBank genome assembly. NCBI's taxonomy places the organism in Eukaryota, Metazoa, Nematoda, Chromadorea, Rhabditida, Thelaziidae.
UUUCAUUUAAUCAAAAAAAUGGCGGAUUCUGGAAGUGAAGAGGAGGUACAGAAGGAAAUUCAUUUGAACGUAAAAACAACUACGGAAAGCUACGAUAUUGCAGUCUCAGACAAAGCUACGAUUUCAACGAUCAAAUCAGUAUUGUCAGAAAAAAUCAAUCAGCCGAGCGAGAAGCUUUGUCUUAUAUUUUCCGGCAAAAUUUUAAAGGAUCAUGAAACGCUUACUCAGCACUCGAUCAAAGAUGGAAUGGCCAUUCAUCUUGUCAUACGAAAUUCAAAACAGCAGGUAAGCAUACAGUAUUCAGCCUUUAAUAACUUAAUAUAUUUUGCUUUCAUUGUACUUUCAAACAAUUAUUUCAGCCUACUACACCGUCCUCUGGAAGCAGAUCAACAUCUUAAAAAUAUUAUUUUUAAGCAGAAUCCAACGUUGUCAGGAAACUCAAUGGGUGGAUUGAUGGGAGGUGCAUUAGGAAUGGCCCAGCAAAUGAUGCAGAAUCCAGAUGCUCUCCGUGAGAUGACAAAUAGUCCAAUAAUACAGUCAUUAUUAAACAGUCCAGAAAUAAUACGUUCAUUGAUUGCUGAUAAUCCUCAAAUUCAGCAAGUCAUUGAAGCGAACCCUGAAUUGGGUCAUCUGUUAAAUGAUCCCGAAAUUAUCAGACAGACCAUUGAAAUGGUCAGAAAUCCGACCAUGUUUCAAGAAUUAAUGCGUAGUCGUGAUCAAGCAAUAAGAAAUCUUCAGGGUAUUCCUGGUGGACAAGCAGCACUUCAGCGUUUAUAUCAUGAUGUACAGGAGCCUCUUCUGAAUAGUGCAUCUAGCACUUUUGCUGGCAAUCCUUUUGCAACAUUAGUAGAUAAUUCCAACAAUAUUACAUCACGAAGUCAGCAUGCUGGCGUUGAAAAUGCUGAACCGCUGCCCAAUCCAUGGGGUAAUAAUUCAAGCACAACAAAUUCUGCUCCAAAUGUUGGCAGAGGGCUUGCGCAGUUAUUUGCGUCAUCAGGAAAUUCACCAUCAGGGGAUAGGAACAAUGCUUUGCUCAACAUGGAUUUUAGCACUUUAAUGAAUAUGAUGCAACAACAUCCAUCAGCUUUGCCGCCGUUAGAUAUGAACGCAUUGCGAGCAUAUUCUAAUCCUAGAGUUAUUGAAGCUUUCCAACAAAUUGAAAGUGGCAUGAAUAUUCUGCGUCAAGAGGCACCUCGGAUUUUACCUCCUGGAUUUGUUCCACCUGUCACACCGACAACCACAACAGCCAGUACUGCUGCGAGCAACACGGUUACGAACGGAACGACAGGAACGACGACGGCACCAUCAUAUGCGACUCCGACUAACGAGCAAGCAAUGAUGAUGCUUAAUCUAAUAAGACAAAUGACUGGCACGAGCCUUGCCGGAUCUACUCAGCCACCCGAAGAGCGUUACCGCAGUCAGUUAGAGCAGUUAACGAGUAUGGGAUUUAGUAAUCAGGAAGCUAAUAUUCAAGGUAACCUAAUUUCUCAGAAUAUACUCCAAAUAUGUCGAGAAGCAAGUACUGCAAUUUUUGUUUUAUCUCAUUAG